AUGGGAGAAGAACUGCUGCGCGUUCGGAACAUGUCGGGGGAGGAGAUUCUGGUUCUGCCCAUGGAGGAAGUCCACGAGACUAUUGUCGGAGAUCAUCCAUGGCCCGUGCUCAUGUUGAAGCGGCACUUGCAGCACAUUGUUGGCUACACUCGUUACAGGCAGCGGCUCGUGCAGGAGCCAGAUGGUGUGUUGCUGAAAGACUGGGACAAGCUGAGCGGCAACAUGGAAUUGCAGCUCAUCCUCGUCCCGUUUAUCGAGGCAACCACUGAGACCAUCGAUGAGUUGCGUCUCGCCUGCGGUGCGAAUGUGCCCACUGCUGUGGAGUGUGCACUUCAGAGGCCUUAUGAUCCCAAUGCCAUGGAUGAGCGCAGCAGCAGUGCUUUAUGUACUGCAUCACUCCUGGGUCACUCAAUAGUGAUCGCCCUUUUGCUGGAGGCCCGGGCUGACGUGGACAUGAUCGGAGACCACGGAGCAAGUCCAUUGAUGUGGGCGGCUGUGCACAGACAUGUGGCCGUCACACGCCAGCUUCUACAGGCAAGAGCUGGCGUAGACGUCGAGUCAGAACGGGGCCAGGGAGCGACCGCACUCCUCGUCGCUGCAGAGAAAGGCCAUGCAGACAUCGCAGAGGUGCUUCUGGAGGCUGGUGCGGACCCGGACAAGGCAGCUCCACUGGUCAUGGCUGCCUGCGAAGACCGGGUAGAAGUGACACGCGCUCUCAUCAAGGGCAAAGCAAACAUCUACCAGGAGGCCAUUGACGGGUCGACACCGCUUCUACAAGCAUGUUCUUCCGGCAGCCUGGGUGUGGCGCGGGUGCUUCUGGAGGCCCGCGUAGAUCCGAACCGCUACACUUCGGAAGAAGAUCUUCCGCUCAUCGCCGCGUGCGAGAAGCGACAACUUCCCGCAAUCCGGUGGCUCCUCAAAAUCCGAGCUGAUGUCAACAAGUGCAACAAGGAGCCCGGCCUCUCGCCCUUGACGAUGGCCUGUUUGAAAGGUCACAAGGACGUGGUCCGGCUACUGCUGCACAAGAAGGCAGACAAGGAGAAGCACGUCAGCUAUCUGACCCCUCUCGUUGCGGCCGCUCGUGAUGGUCAAGUCGACAUCAUCCGCCUGCUGGUUAAGCAAAGAGCAGACAUCGACACGGCUGACGGUGGCUGGACGGCACUCCGCAUAGCGACACAGGAAAACCAAGUCGAGUCUGCCAGGGCUCUGCUGAAACUUGGGGCAGACAAGCACAGGAUCCCUGUGACGAGCUCCAGGAUCACCCUCUUCCUCUUGCCCCGCAGGGGCUGCCUUGCCGCGGUGCAGCUGGAUUUCGUGUCGCUGUGGCGCAGCCUGGAUUUGGACGGAGAUGGCGAGGUUGGUUUGGAGGCCCUAGCUCCGGCUGCAGCCGAAACUCUGGCCGGCUUCAAGCAGUGGGCCGUGGCCCACUAUGGCACGGAUCUCGGAUUCAGGGCACGAGUUGGCUGGGCGAAGGCUUUAAGGCUCCUGCGCUCUGUUUUGGGCCUCUCCGAUGCUCACCGCGGCAGCACAUCCUUCUCGGAUGACAACCUAGAGAUCUUCGCCAUCGACGCUGCCGAGUUUCAGAAACUGACCCAUCGCGACGAACCUCUACGGGCACUCAAACGACACCUGCAGUUCUUGUGCGGCCACCCGCGCUUCCGACAAAAACUGCUCUUCGGCGACGGGUCACAGGUGCAGAAGAACGAGGACUUCAGGGCGGGUGGCGAGUUGCAGCUGAUCGUGCUCCCAUUCUGCGCGGCCACUCCUGCCCAGGUCGGAGAGCUAUCCCGCGCAGCCCAGGGCAACGAUGUCAGCCAAGUAGAGCUUUUCUUGGAGAGGGCCCAAGAUCCGGAUCUGCCUGAUGGCUAUGGCAGGACUCCCUUGCAAGUGGCUGCCAUGUCCGGUCACCUUGAGGUUGCACGGCUGCUUCUUGAGGCAAAGGCUUCUGCCAAUCAGGAGCGGGCCGGGGAUGGGGCUACUCCUUUGUGCUUGGCUGCGGCCCACGGACACGCGGAGGUAGCGUGUUUGCUGCUGAGGGUCAGAGCCGAGCUGGAGAAGAGGAUCGAAGUCUCUGGUGCUACACCUCUGCUCUUGGGCAGUCAGGUUGGCAGCCUCGAGAUCGUUCGGCUUCUUCUGGAAGCCCGGGCGGACCAUGACAAGGGUUACAAUAGUGACGGACGCACACCACUCCUGGUGGCGGCGAGCCUUGGCCACCGAAGUGUCGUGCAGCUGCUGCUGCUCUCUGGAGCAGACAAGGAUCGCUGCACAACCACGGGAGCUACGGCCCUGCUGCUUGCAUGCCAGGCAGGACACGUGGAGGUGGUCCAACUGCUAUUGGAGGCGGGCGCGGACAGGAACAAAGCUACAGACCAUGGUAUCACCCCAUUCCUUGCGGCGUGUCGGAGUACUCACUUGGAAGUGGCGCGCCUUUUGGGCCCGAUGCACGAUGAUAACGAGGUGCUGACAGGAAAACCCCUGGGUUGA
Messenger RNA from Symbiodinium sp. CCMP2592, 2484 nucleotides. NCBI's taxonomy places the organism in Eukaryota, Dinophyceae, Suessiales, Symbiodiniaceae. The record is from the annotation of a GenBank genome assembly.